Homarus americanus (American lobster) is the source of this 1163-nucleotide messenger RNA. Its product is annotated as cilia- and flagella-associated protein 251-like. NCBI's taxonomy places the organism in Eukaryota, Metazoa, Arthropoda, Malacostraca, Decapoda, Nephropidae. Bases 53 to 871 code for a protein of 272 amino acids. The transcript has 3 exons. The record is from RefSeq and is a predicted model, not a curated record.
GUCCUCCGUGCUAACAUAGGAGGAGCGGGAACAGAAGAGGAAGAAAUUGGAGAUGGAGGAGAUGAAGAUGAAGGCACUCAAGAGGAAGAACGAGGAACUGGCCGCCAUUAUGAAGGAGGAAGAGGAGGAGGAAGAGGAAGAGGAGGAGGAGGAGGAGGAGGAGGAGGAGGCCAAGAAGAAGAGCGGAGUACAGGACGAAGGGGAGGAGAUCAGCUUCGAGGAUAUGCACAAUAUGGAGACGGUCGAUGAGGCCUCGGAUGACGGGGAUCAACACAUGCACAGCGGAGAAGAGGACGGAGACGAGCAUGAUGAUUCGGUUGAAGAAGAAAAUGAAGACCUGACAGGAUUGAAAACUGAUGACUUGGAGGAUGACUCGGACAUACAGGAAGUUGGUGAAGAUGAUGAUGGUGACUAUGGUGAAGAGGAUGUAUGCAUGCAGGACGACAAACAGACCCCAGAGAAGGAACCUAAUGGGGCCCCGGAGUCAAUAGAUGAAGCCAUGAAGGAGGAACUUGAGGAUGAAGUGGAGGAAGUGGGAGAGGAUAUGGUUGAGGAGGAGGAGGAGGAGGAGGAGAAGGAGGAGGAGGAGAAGGAGGAGGAGGAGAAGAAGAAGAAGAGUGACAAGGUAGAGGAGAAGAAGAUUGAAAAGGUAGAGGAGAAGAAGAUUGAAAAGGUAGAGGAGAAGAAGAUUGAAAAGGUAGAGGAGAAGAAGAUUGAAAAGGUAGAGGAGAAGAAGAUUGGAAAGGUAGAGGAGAAGAAGAUUGAAAAGGUAGUACAGGUGAAGGAAGAGGUCAGAAAGAGCAGUGAGCCAACGACCACUCCAACUGCCCGUCGGGGUCGAGGGAGAGGCACAGUGCGACCCAGCAAAUAGGUCCGACCUCUCGACGAUUUUGUGAUUGGUUAACCAGGAUAACGAUGACCCGAUUUUGUGGCAGGAGAAAUAUUACAGGUACAACAUCGUGUAGGCUCAAUUGUAGGUUAAGUUGGCUGGUUUGGCGAGCGGAUGGUUGGUCUGUUUAGGUGUAAUAGAUCAUAACCUGAUCUUUAAAUAGCUGCCAUCAUCAGUGGUAGUUAGCUGUAGGGACGGUGGCCAUCAUCAGUGGUAGUUAGCUGUAGGGACGGUGGCCAUCAUCAGUGGUAGUUAGCUGUAGGGACGGUGGCCA